GUUGUCGGUGUAGGUAUGGGCGGAGAUGGCAUGGCGUAGUGGCGACAUGGCUGCGCCGCGGUUGGCGCUGGCCACGCUCAUCGCCGCACUGUUCGUGUCGGCGAGUUCGCGCGCCUCCACGCAACAGCCGGUGCAGUUUGAAGCCGCGUUUCAAGGGCGGUGCGGCGAGGGCAGUCCGUGCGAGCAGCUGUGUCGCGAGCUGCACGACGGCACCUACGAGUGCGGCUGCGGCCCUGGUUAUGUGUUAAACGUCGAUGGAUAUGGGUGCUCAGAGCUAAAUGCCACAAGAGCAACCGACAUCUCCGACGCGGACGAAGACGUUCUAUAUCAAAAGGACGUGUCCUUCUCAGCAGAACUAGAAAUAGCACCGUCCAAUAGAAUAAGUAAACCUACUGUUAGCUUAAAACAUAUCGACGAUGACAGAACGCAAAGACUUACAACCACACUGCCAAUAGUUUAUAACACGAGAAGUACACCAAAUUAUACUUAUACGGGAGAGAAGUCGAAACAAGUGGAUGGUUUGAAAAGUCUAAUAGAGGACGGAGUUAGUAAAACUGAUCUGAAUAUCAUUGCUGAUGAAGUCAAAGAUGAUUUAUUGGAAGCAAGUGACGCGAAGGUGACAACGCUCGGACCUAGUUUAGAACAGAAAGUGCCAGGAGCGACAGCAUCCCCCCCAUGGACGGCAGCAGUCGAGGCCUGUGACUGUGAUAGUUGUAGCAACGAACGGUGCCCUUGCGCCGGCAACCCCAAUACUUGCAAACCUGACGGGCGCGUAUCAACGCCGCGCUUUUCGGGCGCGUCAUGGCUCGCAUUACGCGCGUUACGCGGCGCGUACAAGCGCGUGCGCGUACGUGUACGCGUUCGGCCGGAGAGGGCGCGCGGCGUGUUGCUGCUAACUGGGGAACAUGAUGACCUGUCUGGUGAUUAUUUGGCUCUGAUGUUGAGGAAUGGUCAUGUGGAAUUGAGAUUCGACUGCGGUAGCGGCGCCGGCAUCCUCAGGUCUCCGGAGCCAGUGAGACUUGGCCACUGGAACACCAUCUCCGUGUACAGACACAGAUGGGACGCGUGGCUCCGGCUGAACAACGGCAAGAGGGUGCGGGGACGAUCUAAGGGUCUCUUCUCCCGCAUGACCUUCCGUGAGCCAGUCUGGGUUGGAGGUGCUGGUAACACGACUGGUCUACAAAGCAAGCUGGGCCUGUCUGAUGGACUGCUGGGCUGUGUCGACUUCCUGAGGAUCAAUGGCGAUACAUACCAGCUUAUGAAAGAUGCGGUCGCUACGCUUGAUAUAUCGGAAUGCGCCCCAACCCUCGCUCCGUGGAAACCACCAAUAGAAGUGACGACCAGCGAAGCGACACAAAAGCAAGAUGGCACCGAAACCCACAUAUACGACAUCAACGAUAUAGUCCACUUCGAAGACAACGACAUAGUCAUGAGAGACGCCAAACGAGCUAAAAUACACGAAAACAAUAAGCUAGACAACUCCGUCGUGCCAUUCAAAACUUACUCUAACGACAAUGAUGUUAAGACUCAUUUUGGUAAAGAUAAUAAGAGUGCAGGAGUUGUGGUCGAUGUGGAUAAUGAUUUGAAGAGUGAUGACAGAAAGGAGGAUAAGUCUUGUGAGUGUCAGCACGGAGGAGGUUGUGUGGCAAAUGUGUGUCUAUGUCCCCUCGGGUACGCGGGAGUUAAGUGCGAGAUCACUCUGGAUUUGAAGGUGCCUCGUUUCAAUGGGUCGUCGUAUCUGCGCUUGCCGGGGCUUGGGAAUGCGGCAGAAUCCUGGCUGGAUAUACAGAUAACUCUAAAACCAAGCAGUGGCGAUGGCCUCGUGUUAUACAACUCUGAGCGCGCAGACGGCGAUGGUGAUUUCUUCUCAUUACACCUGCGGGACUAUUUCGUGGAGUUCGCCUUUGAUUUGGGAGCUGGCAUUGCUCUCGUCAGGUCAGCGUAUCCAAUAGAAGCAAACAAAUGGCACUCCGUGUCAGUGUCCCGCGCGGGCAGACGCGCCACCCUGCGCGUGCGCGGCGCGGGCGCGGCGGCCGGGCGCGCGCGCGCGGUGACGGCGCGCGGCGCGCGGCGGCGCCUGGCGCUGCGGCAGCCGCUGCUGCUGGGAGGAGCCCCGCACCCACUACCCGCUAGGCUGGCUCUGUCACAGUCCUUCAGCGGCUGCGUAUCACAGCUGAUAAUAAACGACGAAGAGUUGUCAGUGGUGUCGGCAGCACUCGGCGGACUCAACGUCGAUAACUGUGAUGACUCCAAUAGUAAUUGCACCAACAAGAACUGCAAAGAAAUUUUCCAACCGAUACCCUACGCGCACAACAUCUCAGAAACCGACCCCCACCAUUCAAUAGUAGCGAAAAAAGGCUUCAAACUAAAGUACCACAAAACACAUAAAAAGCACACACACAUAGACAAAUACAAAAAGAAGAAAUACUUCAUAAGUAAAAAACAUCAAUUCUUAAUGGAAGGCUUAGAAAGAAAUAAUGAUGUGGUAACUGAUUUACCUUAUGACGGACAAACUUAUAUGCAAGUGAAAUAUUUGAGUGACAAUGAAGUUAAUUGGGGAGAUAUGAAUACGUAUCCUAGUUUUACGGGGACGGAUAGCUUCAUUCAUAUUGAUGAUGAAGAUACUAUGAAACGGCUAGUAAGCUACUCGCUGGACAUAAACCUCAGGUUCCGCUCGGUGUCGGCCGCGGGCCUGCUGGUGUGGAGCGGCGGGCGCCCACACCCGCCCGACUUCCUCUCGCUAGCUAUUGAGAACUCCGUGCUUGUCUUCAGGUACGACUUGGGCAGCGGAGAAGUGGUAAUCAUCGCGAACCACACUAAAGUAGAUGACGGACUCUGGCACCGCGCUAGAGCUACCAGAAACAGACAAGCGGGCGUGUUAGAAGUUGAUGGUCUUGGCUCUGUGGGCAAAGUUUCACCCGGGAAACUGAAGCAGUUAAACACUGAAAAUGGACUGUAUAUAGGAGGUCUACCUUCAAUAGAAGUGAACACUGCAGGCCGCUACCUGCGCGGUCUGCAGGGCUGCGUGUCAUCCAUCUCGCUGAGCGGCGACUUCGACAUCCCGCUGUCCCUCUCCAAGCUGCCGCACACCAUCACCAACAACGUCGGCCGCUGUACUCCAUAAAACAUGCACUAUUCAUUUAAAUGAACCCACCACGUUCAUUUAAGUGAAUAAACUACAUUUGUUACUAUUAACAACCAGUUCAUUUAAUAUUUAACGAGUUUGAAUGAACUUGUUAAAUAUUAAAUGUAACUUCGUUAUUAGAAUUAGGUGUGACUCAUAGAUUUUUGUCUUCGUUUUUUGAGGAGUUGCUUUCGAUUAUGUAACGACCAAACUCCACUACAUAUCAAUGUAAAUUAAAUGUCGGAGGCAAUAAACUACAAUACGAUGUUUUUUCAACAAUUUUGAUAUAAAUCUCUGAUCGUUUCCUCUCAACAAAUCAAUGGUUUGAUUUUUAGUUUUUAAAUGAAUACUCUAGUCAAUUUAGAAUAAGUAAACUGCGGGUUUCUGAAUCUGUCAUCUUUGUAUUGUUUUUUUACUCUUAUUUAAUUUUAUAAAUUUAAUUUAUUUUCCAUGUACGAUGGAAUAACUUUUCAAAGUGCUUUACUAUCUAGUAGAUAUAAAAAAAACCUAUUUGUAAUGUUAAAUUAAAUAAAAUUCUAGUCGUACGAGUGGUUUGCACGCAGUAUCAUUUUGUAAGAAACUUUUUGUUUCAUAGCUAAUCACAAUUUGUUACGAUGUGGGUGUAUUUUAUAUAAUCGCAUGGACGAAGCUGGGAUAGUUUUAAUGUAACCAUCAGAUUUUAACCUAACAUCAUCCCAAAUAUAAUCAUCAAUUUUUCAAAAUAAAUAAUUUAAGGAUUUCUUUAAUUUCCAGUAAUUUUCUAGUCACCUUAUCAAUUAAAAUAAAGCACAUAUGCUACUUAAAAAUAUCCCAGCUGCGUCCAAGUAAAAUAGUUCAAUAAGUAUACAUACAUAGCGUUUGUAUAUCGAAAACAUUUUCAUAUGAACGUGGUUUUAGAACAUUUGUAAGUAGUACAAUAGAGUUUGAUGAUACUGUAAUAUUUAUUGAGCUUUUAUAUUUAAGCCCGGGAACUAAGUCCCAUGUACCCAUGUAGUUUUUUAUAUGUAAAAAAAUGAUUCAAACUGCUGAUUAACUUAAAUAAUUAAACAUAUUUAAGUUUUCUUUUGUAUUUACAAAAUGAACUCUGUUAGUCUAUGUUGAAGUGGUACUGGUAACGCAUUGUAUUAAUUUAAUAAACAAGGAGUGAACUCUAAAACUGUCAAGUUAAAGUGAUAAAUUGGUAGUCACCCUUGGAACUCACAUUCACAUACGACCUUUAAAUACCAAACUGUGUCAUUGAGUGAGUGUUUUCUAUUACAGAGGAUAAGGACAGUAAUAAUUAUUUUAAUUCAAAAUGAACUCAAAAAAACAACUGUAUGUUCCCGGGCGUGUGUUGACUAGCUUUGUUUUGCAAGUUGGUUUGCUUCGGACCUAGCACCCUUAGUCCUAAUAUAGUCGAUACAUAUAUUUAUAUCUAUCGGUAGUUUUACGCGCUUUGUAUGUAUAAACGAUAGGUAUCGAAACUUAUUAAUUGUUCAAUGGCAGAGACUCUGUAAUCAACAUAAUAUGUUAUCGGAUGUAAUUUUUUUUUAUAAUAAUAGACUCGACUCGAAAUUUAUGAUAAGCACUACAAUGAUAUAAUGUAUUCACAUUUUUUUUAGAAAUAAGCCCACUUUAAAUCAAGCAGUUUUUUGUGCUAAUUAUGAAGUGAUUCGAAUAUCUUAAUUGAUUUAACGAUGAUUUGACAAUCACUAAUGAGUUUGAAUGUUUUUUUAAAGUGGUCAGAUAAAAUUAUGUCAUCGUUUAUCUAGCUGCUGUUGAACAAUUGAUAAGAAACGAUUCGAUGCAAACCUUAAAUGCCCUUAACUGGGAUUUCAUUUACACCAAUAAUUUUCGUCAAUUAUAGUAUUUCACAGGGUGUGGAAAUUAUUUACAUAAAUAUCUACAUAUCUUUAUUGUGGUCUCCCCGUUAUUUGACUGAACAUUUUAAUUUGCGAAGAUAUUGCUAGUUCAUUUAAUUGAACCGCGUUAAUGGGGUUAAAUGUAACUCAUUUUAAAUGAACUUUUGGAAUUAUAUACUCGUAUCAGAACCAACAAAUUGUUAAAUUAUUUAAUAAAAAGUAAAUAACGAAAUAAAAAAUAAAUUUUAUAACGAAACAAUUUAAUGAUAUGCAAUAAUAAUUAUUACGUGUUUAGUUGAUCCCUGCGCUUGUCGCCAUUUUUCUAAAUUAGCUACAAUUUACCACCGGCUUUUGAUAAAAGAGAUUUUUGUAAAUGAAACUUUUCAGUGCAUAAUGACUCGGCUGUCUAUGCACCUCGUUGGAACACCCCCUUUGUCACUUGAUAUAAGGUGACAACACACUUUAAACCUUGUGAUUUUUUUCCUCACAACCCUUAAUAAACUUCUGUUUCACAUCUAUAGUGGAGCUGGUUACAAGUAUGUUUUCCCCUUUUCAGCGAGGUGCAAUAGAAACCAGAGAGUUGGUGUUGAAUAUCGAUACAUACGUAGUUACUACUUGUGACAUAGCUUGACUAGCAUUAGUUUUGUAUGUGAGACCUGUCCGAUGUAUUAUACGCCGUUAUUUGUACAAAAUUAUAUCAAUAAAAAUAUAAUGAUAA
Messenger RNA from Helicoverpa zea (corn earworm), 5683 nucleotides. Its product is annotated as pikachurin-like. NCBI's taxonomy places the organism in Eukaryota, Metazoa, Arthropoda, Insecta, Lepidoptera, Noctuidae. The record is from RefSeq and is a predicted model, not a curated record.